Molecule: messenger RNA, 210 nt
Organism: Bacidia gigantensis
Lineage: Eukaryota; Fungi; Ascomycota; Lecanoromycetes; Lecanorales; Ramalinaceae
Exons: 2
Coding region: 1-210 (69 amino acids)
Source: RefSeq, a predicted model, not a curated record
AUGCCUGGGAUCGGCAUGGCCGGUGUGCAUUCCGAUUGGGACGCCUACCUGAAUCAUUCCCGUGCAUGGCCUGGAGCUUCGCAAGUCAAGAAGACCAAGACUUUCCCGCAGAUCGACGCGACGAAAGCAACCGAAGAAAUGCAAGGGCUGAAUAAAGCUCAGAGUACGCACCGAGGCACCAUUCAAGGUCUGAAAACCCCCAAGUUGUAA